Messenger RNA from Coregonus clupeaformis (lake whitefish), 2593 nucleotides. Its product is annotated as adenosine 3'-phospho 5'-phosphosulfate transporter 1-like. The record is from RefSeq and is a predicted model, not a curated record. Gene Ontology annotation, cellular component: endoplasmic reticulum membrane; Golgi membrane. NCBI's taxonomy places the organism in Eukaryota, Metazoa, Chordata, Actinopteri, Salmoniformes, Salmonidae. The transcript has 4 exons. Gene Ontology annotation, biological process: transmembrane transport. Gene Ontology annotation, molecular function: 3'-phosphoadenosine 5'-phosphosulfate transmembrane transporter activity. Bases 211 to 1536 code for a protein of 441 amino acids.
AAUUUUCCACUGAAGGGGGAGAUUCUUUGUAGAAGUGAACACAUAGGCAAUUGAUAAGUUGUGAAGGCACCGGGGGGAGAAAAAAAAAGCUCGCUUUUAUAAUAACGAUUCCAACAGUUGAUUUGCGUCGGUACAUGCUUCAUUGCUGCGAAAGUGGUUGAGUUGUUCGGCGUGUUGUCUACGCCAGGUGUUGGUGUUAGUGGGAGGAAAAUGCAAUCUUUUUCAUGGAGGCUUUGGCCUGGCCUGGCGCUGAUCCUCCUCCCGUCUACGCUGGCGGUGGACGAAGAGUCGUCGCUGCUGCAGGACUGGCACGACGUGUGGCUGUUCCGCUUCUUCCUCAACGUGCUGGGCUACACCACCAUCAUCAUUCCCGGCUACUUCCUCGUCACCUACUUGAAGAGGAUCAACUACCUCGAAACAGGUGUGGAUGAUCUACAAACUGGCCGAGGCAUUUGCUAUCCUGUCAUAAAGGCCUGUGUGUUUGGAAGUGAAUCGAAGACUGGUCUCCUAGACGACGCAUCCCUAGCUCCCAGAAAUGACGUGGACUCGGGCUCGUCGGCCAGACAAGCCUUCAAGUUAGUCUUUUGCGCUGCAGGACUUCAGGCGUCCUACCUGACAUGGGGUGUCCUACAGGAGAGGGUGAUGACGCGCUCGUACGGGGCUUCCACCCCCGAGGAGGAGGGCGAGCGCUUCAAGGACUCCCAGUUCCUGGUGUUCAUGAACCGCAUCCUGGCGCUGACCGUGUCCGGCCUGUGGUGUGUCCUGUUCAAGCAGCCCCGCCACGGCGCACCCAUGUACAAGUACUCGUUCGCCUCGCUCUCCAACGUCCUCAGCAGCUGGUGCCAGUACGAGGCCCUCAAGUACAUCAGCUUCCCCACCCAGGUGCUGGCCAAGGCCUCUAAAGUGAUUCCUGUCAUGCUCAUGGGAAAGAUUGUGUCGCACAAGAGCUACGAGUACUGGGAGUACCUGACGGCGGCGCUCAUCUCGCUGGGCGUCAGCAUGUUCUUGCUGACGAGCGCGACCGAUAAGCACCCGUCUACGGUCACGACGUUCAGCGGCGUGGUCAUCUUGGGUGGCUACAUUGUCUUCGACAGCUUCACGUCCAACUGGCAGGACAACCUGUUCAAGCACAAGAUGUCGUCUGUGCAGAUGAUGUUCGGCGUCAACCUCUUCUCCUGCCUCUUCACCAUGGGCUCGCUGCUGGAGCAGGGCGCCUUCUUCGACUCGCUGGCCUUCAUGAUGCGCCACUCAGAGUUCGCCUUCCACACCAUGCUGCUGUCGGUGUGCUCGGCGUGUGGCCAGCUCUUCAUCUUCUACACCAUCGCGCAGUUCGGCGCCGCCAUCUUCACCAUCAUCAUGACCCUGCGGCAGGCCAUCGCCAUCCUGCUCUCCUGCUUCCUGUACGGCCACGCCGUCACCAAGGUGGGAGGCUUUGGCAUGGCCGUGGUCUUCCUCGCUCUCUUCAUGCGUGUCUACGCCCGCAGCCGCAUGAAGGCGGGACGCAAGGCGCCACAGCCACAGGUGCAGAAGGUCUAGGAGGAGGAGUUGGAGGGAACUGGAAAAUGAACUGAAGCCACGUUUUGGUGGUGCUUUUUCUCGUCUGUCUGUGUGUCCAGUUUGACAUUUUAUGGGUUUCUACUUUAUAGGAUAGGUACAGAAAGGGAUUCUAAUGCCGUCGUCUGAGGUCAACGGGAGUUAUUAGACUAAACCAAUCAGCAGUCACAGGCGUUUAAAUUACACAGCAACCGUCGCUUGUCCGUUUUGUAUCUGAAACCCAGCUCAAAAGCAUACAACAUUGGCAUUUGAAAUGUAAACAACUGAUAAAAUGGCUGACGCCUUUGAUUUCUGCCUCCGUGAUAUGCUUCUGGAGCAGCGCUCAGAAAACAUACAUUUGACAUUUGCGGUAUAGUUUUGCCGUAAGCGCUAGGACAUGAACUCUGUACUGCAAGACUCCAGCUAUUGGUAAUGUAACAUUGCGAAUGGCACCAUAUUAAGUGGCUUAUAAGGCCUCUGAAAAGUGACUUUGACAGUGAGAGAACAUGAGAUAGUGGUGAGCAGGCCCCAAGGUCCCAUUUAUGGAUAAUCUCUGUCUAGAUACUGUACCAAUUUAGUUUAAAAACUAUGUAAUUAUUGCAUUGUUCUACUUUUUGGACAUGGCAUGAGAGAAAUGUUCGGUGAUUGUUACUAGCCAAUGAUCCGGUAAUUCUGCUAGAGAGUAUUUUAUUUGUUCUGUAUAAAGAAGCUGGUAUGUUUGAGGGCGCUUCACUUUGGGCAGUAUUCUGACUUGAGAUUUACGCACUUAACUUACAUUUUCGCAAGUCUACCAUUGACAUGAAUUAAGGAUUUACGCGAACGUCCGAGCUGUGCAAACCCAUAUCUCAAGUCAAAAUACCGCCCUUUCAGAUAAUAGAAAAAACAGUUCAUACAUCUUUAGUUGACUUGAUGUUUUGUCCCUCAUGGCUUACCAUAGUAUGUCUGAUAAGGAAUGUUACUGAUAGUGUCCCCACAGAGAGAACUAAACCCUUUUCCUCACAGCAUCACAAGAAUAAAUGCACAGCUUACCAGCAAACCAUCAAAAAGCACUUUGCAGCAA